AUGCCUGCUGUCUCUGGCGAUGAACGAGAACCGCGUCGAAUCCGCUCUACGACGAUAACUUCAGAGGCAACGACGACAAACCAUACGCGUCCGUCUGCUUCCAAUCCGAAUCCCAAUGGCCGCAAUGGGCCCACGCCAGAGCCAGUCACCCCCACGGCGUCUCCUGCGCAUGUCUAUCAACAUGCUAAUCCUCGAAAGCAGCCCAUUUCUCUCCUCCCGCCGCCUGUGACUCGCCGCGUUUCUGCUCCGAGUCGCCAGCCAGGGAAUAAUCCCCCAAGACCAUCUGCCCCCGUGAAUACACCUCCAUCCCAGGACAGCUCAAUCGCGAGUUCUGUUCAGAGUGCGCGCAGAGCUGACAGCAGCGACCCUCAGGGAGCAGCAGGAGCAGCAGGCCGUGCGCGGGGACUGACCGUGACACCAGGGAGACCACAGUCGAUGUAUGUCACAUCGAAUGCUGACAGUGCCAUCAUCUCCGACACGCCACAGCGAACCACCCCUAACCGACCGACAAGGCCUCUGUACACGGACAGCAUCCCCUGGUCUUCCAGAGGCUCCCUCUACAGCGGCCCACUCGACAGAUCUCCAAAUGGUCCUGCUCUCCUACUCAUGGCGGACCCUAAUCUACCCCCAAGUGCCACCAAUUCAGUCUGGAACGACAACCACACCAUUACCUCGUUUGGGAUGGAGACGGAGAUUGUGGAAAACGACGAUGUAGACGAGGACCUGUUGUCGGCCAUGGACGCGGUCCAGAGUGCGCAUAUGCGCCGUAUCACCCACUACAAACGUCUACUCGAACAAGGUCAAUCCAGCGCUGCCUCGCAACUUCAUGCGCUCCAGGCAGAGCUGAAACUGCUUCGGGGAACGCUCGACAAGGAACGGGCCAUUUCGCACGAAAAUGAACUCGCCAGGGACCGUGAUCGGUUAGCAUUGACGCUACAAAAGAAGGAGACUGCCGUCGAAGAGUUGCCAUUUGAUCUUGCUAGCAUUCUCCGCGGCGACGGAAAGGGCGGUUUCAAUGAAUCUGACGUUCGGCGUGCAAUUCGUAGUCUGCAGAUUCCAGAGCGCAUGCGAUUGAUCGGCAUCAUCCUUGACUGCUGCAUACCCGGAGACAUUUCCCAGCAGAUUCGCUUGCUCGAGAAAUACCGAAAGUCGACGUUUGACGUCCUCACAAAUCUACCGACCGACAUUGCACUCACCAUUCUCCGCUUUCUCUCAGUACAACAGUUGCUCGGCAUUGAAACCGUCUGCAAAAAGUGGCAAGAGCUGGUGCACAAUCCAGUGCUCUGGAGACACAAUUGUCUCGUGCUCACAGCGACAGAUCCCAUCCCACUACGACCGCCGGCUCGUGUCGAAGAUUGGGAAGCGCUUUAUAAAUCACUACACCAUCGUGAAUCCAACUGGAAGAAUGCAGUCCCUCAACAUAUCCGAUUCCUCAACGGUCAUACCAAGUUUUGUACCCGGCUGUUGCUUAGAGGCAAGCGCCUCAUCAGUGGGAGCUACGACGAGACGAUCCGUAUUUGGGAUAUCGAGACUGGCGAAGAGAAGAAAUGUCUCCAGGUUCAAAAAGCUGUCAGCUGUCUCGAUUUUUUGGCAGAGGAAGAAGUCUUUGCCGUCGGGUUCCACGACGUUGGGCGUGUUCAUCUUUAUUCGUCGGUCACGUUCAACCCGUUGCAGCAACUUCAGGGUCAUUUGUACGGCAUUCGAUCUGUCGCGCUCUCGCCCAAGCACCUCAUCUCUGCCGGUGCAGACAAGGCGUUGGUGGCGUGGGAUUGGAGAAAUGGCGAAAAGAUUGUCAAGUUUGGACAACAGACGAAUCAGAAUAUUGGCGUGCAGAUUCUGCGGGCCACGACGCCGCGGCUUGCGGAAGAAGUUGGGGAACGGUUCGUGAGCGUGACGAUUGAUGGCAUCGUCCGUGUGUUUUCCAUUAAGCGUCGCGAGAUGAUUUCCAGCUUUAGCCUUGCGUCGUUGGGUGCUGGAAACCCGGUUCUCGCGGCUAAAAUCUCUCAAGUCGGUGCCAAUGCCAAUAAUAUGCUCCAAUGGUUCGCCGCAGAGGGGAAUCAAAUGACGUGUUCGACAAAGUCGUUGAUUAUGCAUUUGCAAUGGGUGGACGAAUCUGAUUUGUACAAUUCGCCCGCUGGACAACCGUCGACCCUUUCGUCACCCACGACGUCGAGUGGUCCAAAGACACCGUCAUCAACGGCGCCCUCGGCUUUCCGCUCGCAAGGACCCAACACACUCAAGAGAUCGGGAGGGAGCUCGAGUGGUCCCACUGCCGGCAAUGGUACCCAACUCAGGCGAUCCAGUGGUCCUCUUCCUCGACUUAGCGUCCCCGCUCCGACGACGCCUCGUGCACCCAACUUGUCCAACUCGACGCCCAUUCGACCGUCGCCCAGGAUUGUGUCGACUGGUUCAAAGGGUCCCGUGUCCCCUGCGGCGCGCAAGAGUUCGCUCACAUCGAAUACACUUCCGCGUAUUAUUGCCAUUGUAGAGACGCCGGAUAUUGCUUCUGGUGCGGUGGAUCCUCGAAAGAGACGAGUCGUCACGGCUACUCGGUUUGGACAGAGGACUGAUGCGGAUCGUCGAAUCUUUUUGUCGACUCAUAGAGAUAGAGUGACUCCGCCGCCACUAGAGGAAAUCGAAGAGUUGGCUGGCGAGUCGGGCGCAGAAAAGGCGAAUGAUGAUCCUGCGCGGCCCUCGCUUUCGCACAGCAGGCGGAGUAGCGUCAGCACCGUUCACAGUGCGAUCAGCAACACGAGCACGACGAGUCCACCUUUGCGAGGCCACUAUCAUCACCGGAGCUCCAUGGUCGACUUUGAUACGACGGUGGAUGCGCUGGGUGGUGUAUGGGCCGAGCUUGCGUCGUUUGAUCCCCUCGAUCCGAAUGCUGUUCUUGCGCUCAAGAGUGUCGAGGGCGUCUCGGGGGAUUUGCCGGCAAAGUUUCGUGGAUUGGCGACGCCUGCGAUGAAUCCAAUGUCGUUUGCGCUCAGUCAUGAAGAAGUUGUCGUUGGAUGUGCGGAUGGCACGAUAUACGUGAUGAAUUUUGUGGGUUACAAGUACUCGCGAAGCGCGUCGCAAGCGUUUGAUAUUCAACUCGAAUCACCUACGACCGUCGAAGAAUACGACGACGCUACGCCACCGACAUCCGCCUUUGAACACGGUGGACCCGCUUCCUUUAAUUCAACCUAA
Serendipita indica DSM 11827 is the source of this 3186-nucleotide messenger RNA. NCBI's taxonomy places the organism in Eukaryota, Fungi, Basidiomycota, Agaricomycetes, Sebacinales, Serendipitaceae. The record is from the annotation of a GenBank genome assembly.